GGGGGUAGAUGACACAUGGUUACGAACUGACUGGAAAUGAACAGCGGCAUCGCGGCACACCUGCCUAAUAUAGGUUUAUAUAUGAUAUGAUAUUCUAAUCAGAAUAUUUCAGCCUACGGAAAGUCAUCCAAUACUAGCACGGUAUUUUCAGGCAGCUUUUUCAAUUCAAUUAAAUGAUAUCAAGCAAAUUCCAUUAAAUUUUAAAUCUGACAUAAACGGCGAACAUCUAUAUAUCUAUCAUUCCGUCUACCAUACCCUUGAUAUAUCAAGGAACACGAGUCUCAGUAGGUCCAGAUGAUGAGAGAUAUGUCGUUGUAUCAUUGUCGUCGUCGCGUCGUGUCAUCAUCGUCGUUGUAUCGUCGUCGUCGUGUCGUUGUGCGUCGUAUCAUUGUCGCGUCGUAUCGUCAUCGUCGCGUCGUCGUCGUUGUGUCAUCGUCGCAUCGUCGUCGUGCGUCGUAUCAUUGUCGUGUCGUGUCGUCGUCGCAUCGUCGUCGCGUCUCAUCGUCGUCGUCGUUGUGCGUCGUAUCAUUGUCGUGUCGUGUCGUCGUCGCAUCGUCGUUGUGUCGUCGCGUCGUAUCAUUGUCGCGUCGUAUCGUCGUCGUCGUUGUGUCGUCGUCGCAUCGUCGCCGUCGUUGUGUCGUUGUUGUGUCGCCGUCGCAUCGUCGUUGUCGUCGUGUCAUUGUCGUCGUAUCGUCGUCGCUGUGUCAUCGUCGCGUCGUAUCGUCGUCGUGUCAUCGUCGUCGUUGUAUCGUCGUCGUUGUAUCGUUGUCGUUGUCGUCGUCGUGUCAUUGAGAGCAAUGAGCAAGGGAGAGCAGCGAGGGAAGAAA
Suillus plorans is the source of this 827-nucleotide messenger RNA. RefSeq lists its product as uncharacterized. The coding region runs from base 295 to 792 and encodes 165 amino acids. The record is from RefSeq and is a predicted model, not a curated record. The transcript has a single exon. NCBI's taxonomy places the organism in Eukaryota, Fungi, Basidiomycota, Agaricomycetes, Boletales, Suillaceae.